AUGUCCUCGCGUAUAGUACCGAACAUCCUGGAUCCCCUCACCUCAUCCGCGCUGAACAAACUGCACGAACCGACCCCUCCAACACUCAAGCGAAAGAGAAGCGACGAUGACGAGAUCUACAAUGCUGCCGGCCAGCUUGCAACCUCCUCGAUUGUCAUCAGAGCACACGCAGCGUCACUAUCCGACCACCCUCUAAUCCUCGAACCAAUAACGGUCCUCUCACGCUCCCGCCUCCCACUCUCAUGGCUAGACGAUACACCCGCCUCCCGCUCAGACGAUGAACCCGGCGGCCUCUUCACGGCUGAUAUUCCCACACUGGAAGUUGAUCUGUGCGCCAAAGCUGAACCUACCGUUCUCGCGGUCCGCCUGCUUGCCAAUGGGGGAUUGUACAUUGUCGAGCGCGUAAAGCGGGGUAUAUACUCGCUUUCUAAACUCGCGCGAUGGGUGCAUGAGGGUAAUAUCGUCGUUGCGGCUAAGGGGUGGCAUGAAUCCGAGGAUGCAGAUGUCGAUAUCAAGGAUGUCAAUGAGUCGACUGCUAUGCCGGAUGGAUAUGACUGGUGGCAAGCUGCUCAGAUUGACGAGCCGAUUACUGAUAUUGGAGUGGGCGAGAAGCCUACGCUGGAUAUUGCGCUUGUCUUUGGUCCGUCUGAGGCGGAUGCCGGCGUUGCUGAGGCUUCAUUUGUGGGUGUUUUUGAGCAUCGGAGUCAUUCGCUUGCGCCGUCUAGGAGCUUUGAUGAUGCUGAUGGGGAUCCGUUCGUGACUGAGCCGAAGGGCUUGGCGGAUGGUGGGGAUGCUAUGGAUGUCGAUGGGGUUGAGUCUAACGCUGUGGAUGUGCAGCAGUCGCCUGAAGUGUUGCUAGAUGGGAUGAGGGAUCAUUAUUUGCAGGCUCUUUAUGUUUCAAAGACUUCUGUGGCAUACUUUGCUAAGGGUCCUUUGACGCGCUGUCGGAACGCUUUUCAGGCUCGGGAUACGGAGCAAUCGCAUGGAUCAGCGGAACUUGUUGAGUUCUAUCGUGAGGCCAUUCUUGCGGCCAAGAAAAUGGAUCUCAAGUAUAGAGAGGCGGUACCAUCAGCAGUUCGUGAUGCUGUGCUAGCUGAUUCUGACGAUGGUGCCAAAUCCAAGAAGCGAAAGAGCAAGAAGAAGAAGAAGCUGGGUAAGAAUGGUCUAUACCCAGAGGAGGAAGGGUUCAUCCAUCGAUGGUGGAAGGACAGACUUACGAACGAGUCCUCAGCCCAGGACUCGCGCGAAGCAGAAUCCAAGAAGCAGAUAUCUGAUCUCCGGCUCCGCGAGACACAGCUGCAGAUCUUGUUGGUUCUGGAAGUCAUGGUACUGGAAAUGGGCAUUGCCUCGGCGGAGAAGGACAAUGCCCACAAGGGAAAGGAACCAGAAGGCGAGAAACAGACGCCGAAGAAACCCAAGGCCAAGAAACCCCAGGAUUUGAAUGUGCUUCUCGAACUCCAUCUCGAUCGAAUGUGCAUUUGGCAUGCUGUGAGCAUGGAAGAGACAUCUGCUGCCGAUACAGCAAAGGCUUCCUCGUUCAGCAGCAGCCAUAUGUCAGGCAAGAAAGUCGAAAGUGAUGCAGUGCGUGACUUUUGCACGGAAGUCAUCAUUCCCUUCUAUGCCGCGCGUAUCCCCGAUAAGUGCAAGCUGAUCACCCGCAAAUUCGGUGUAUCUGGCGGUAUCUCUCCGGCCUCUAAGAAAACGCAGUCAUCGACCAAAGUGCCUCGGGUGGAACCCGGCACGGAAGUCAAGCGACAGCAGCCAGCACAGAAGCCUCGGCGGACAUUGCAGCGUGUGCUUACGGAUGAGAAAGCGGCAGCGUCCCAUGUCCGACACCCGGGACUUAGUCGCUCUAAUACGGCCCCGUCGCAGCACAAUCUGAAGCGUGAUACAGGGGAGCCUCUGCUGCCUGCUGUUCUGAGUGGCAGUGUCCGGGGUGGCAUUCAUAAAGCAAAGCGCACGGAGAACCGAGAAGUUGAUCUCAACGCCGUGGCGCGGCAGCACGAGACCAAACUCAGAAAGGUUCAAAUGCUGGUCGAUCAGAAGAAGGAGUUAGACGCUGCUAUCCACGCGCUGCGGAAACCCAACAGAGAACUCGUCUCCAAGGACAUAGCAGACGAUGCAGUCAAGCGGGUCACAACCAGUGGAGGCAGUUCAAGGAAGCCAAAGAACCCUGUGCGCAAUCCAUUCGGUGAAGGCGUACAGGUCAUGGCGACUCCACGGGGCAACCGAAAGAAGGAGGUGGUAGGUCUACCUCCGCUACCUCGUAGUUUAGCCUCGUCGCGAUCAUUUAUUGGUGUGGAGAACUCUCCUCUCGGCGAGUCUCCGCUCAUGGUCCCCUCUUCCAGUCGACGGGCGAUAUCGUUUUCUGGCGCCGAUUCCGACCCCUUUAAUCCCCAUGACGGUCCCAGCGGUCGAAGCCCGCGAUCCAGUCAGCCCGAUGGAGCUGUCCAGGAAACUCCAACGAGGCCCUCUUCCAAAAUCUUCCAGAGUACAAGUGGGCUUGGAGACUCCAUGGCUGCCCGUCGACCGUCUUCCUCCACUGGCAAAGGCCUCUUCCGAGUACCCAAUCUCCCUGCUCCCCGCUCUACCACCCAAUCAAUGGUCCCAGGUACGCCUGUCCAUUCGCGCCAUAAGACAGUUUCCGCAUCGACGGAAACGAUGUCCUCGUCUCAACAGCUCAGUCAAUCUCUCAGCGAUGCUCGCUCCUCGGCGAUCAUGGAAACACCCCCAAAGAAGCGUGCGCUGCAGGAGACACCCACUACACCCUCUAUACCAUUUCCUACAACCCUCGACGCCAUGGCCGUCGAACCUCCUCAAGCGCACUCCCCGCCAGCCGUCAUGGGGACGCCAAUUAAAGGUGCUGCGGCUGUACCAGUGACACCCGACAAAUCGCAGUCGAAGUCGAUCUACGAGCAACUUGGCUGGGAUGAUGAGAUGGACUUUUAA
Molecule: messenger RNA, 2949 nt
Organism: Penicillium arizonense
Lineage: Eukaryota; Fungi; Ascomycota; Eurotiomycetes; Eurotiales; Aspergillaceae
Exons: 3
Coding region: 1-2949 (982 amino acids)
Biological process (GO): DNA replication initiation
Cellular component (GO): DNA replication preinitiation complex
Source: RefSeq, a predicted model, not a curated record